UGUCAACUGUGCUAAAUAUCAUCAUGUUUGAAGACUGCCGAAACCAGUGGUCCAUGUCACGGCCGCUGUUAGGUCUCAUCUUACUGAAUGAGGAGUACUUUAACAAGUUACGAGACAAUAUUAUCUCCAGCCAGCCCGGGGAUAAACAGCAGAGGAUGGUCCAGUGCUUCGAAAACUUAAUGAAUGGAAUUGAGCGGUCACUUUUGACCAAGAACAGAGAUAGGUUUACACAGAAUUUGUCGGUGUUUCGUCGUGAUGUGAAUGACUCUUUAAAAGCCCCCGGUGGCCAAAGUCCUAUUCCUUCCUCCUCUUCUUCACUAGACAUGAUGAGUUAUAGCUAAUGUUUGUUCCCUGUGGUGUGAGAGUGUUUCUAGGUGAUCUCUUAAAAUGGUCAUUCGGCCUCGGUGACUUGCGACUAGUGCUCACCAGGCCAUGGUAUGGAUGGUCAAUGUCUGGACAGCUGGACACUAAGCUAUGGUGAGGAUGGUCAUUUUAUAGUGUUCAACAUUUGUUAUGGAGUGAAUAAUCAUUGGACGCCAUGUGGGUUAUCGUCGUCUGCGCGGACGUGGAUGGUUAUUCGACAUUCGUUAUGGAGUGAAUAAUCAUUGGACGGGACUAUUGGACGCCAUAUGGAUUAUCGGCGGCGGCACAGACGUGGAUGGUUAUUCGACAUUUGUGUAGGAUGUGGUUUGUGUUCUUGUCCAGUUGUAACUGGACACCUGUAUAAAUGGGUCAUUACUCUGCCUCAGACCAUAGCAUUAAGGGCAUAUGCUACCUUACAUCUUUUUUUCAAGAGAGUUCCGUGCUUAGGAAUCUGUAAAAUACAUUUAUUAUAAAUGUUGAAUUGGAUUUAGUCAAUAAGUUAACUCAUUCACCCCUGA
Messenger RNA from Mizuhopecten yessoensis (Yesso scallop), 881 nucleotides. RefSeq names its product exportin-7-like. Gene Ontology annotation, molecular function: nuclear export signal receptor activity. Gene Ontology annotation, cellular component: cytoplasm; nuclear pore. NCBI's taxonomy places the organism in Eukaryota, Metazoa, Mollusca, Bivalvia, Pectinida, Pectinidae. Bases 24 to 341 code for a protein of 105 amino acids. The record is from RefSeq and is a predicted model, not a curated record. The transcript has 3 exons. Gene Ontology annotation, biological process: protein export from nucleus.